This is a messenger RNA of Cottoperca gobio, 8297 nucleotides long. RefSeq names its product dynein axonemal assembly factor 9 (gene dnaaf9). Lineage: Eukaryota; Metazoa; Chordata; Actinopteri; Perciformes; Bovichtidae. The record is from RefSeq and is a predicted model, not a curated record.
GGAUACGUUCCUUUUUGUUAAUCUCCUAACUCUGUCAAUACAACUAUGAUGUAAUAUAUAUGAAAUAUUUAUAAUAUCAUAAUAAAUUAUGCUGUACAUUGUCACUAUUUCCCACAGAUAAUGUAAUGAUAUUCUGGACGCCCCUAAAUAUCAAAUGGUUCGCUCCGUUGCUAUGCUAUCUUGUAAUGACAUUCUCCAGGGUGAUGAAGAAGAUGUAGUUAUUUGGCCCGAAAAUACAUAACGUAGUUCGGUUUUAAACGUAAAUUGUGUGAAACGUGACAGCAAAUACCAUGGCCGGUAUAAGGAGAGUGAACGGGAAGUUAUCGGGAAUUAACCCAGCUGUCAGUUGCUGCCGCCUGUGUCAGGUUCAGUCUCUGCUCUGUGAGGCUGGCACCACCACACCUGAUGGCAUCCUGUGCUCUCUUGGAAUUGACAGCAGAUAUAAUGAUGGGUGCACUGAGCUGGCGAAAUUCCUGUUCUAUGGACUAUAUGGAAGAAAUCAGCUGAAUCUGGACCUUGCCCUUGAAGAAUUUCCUGAGGAAAUGCUGGAUGAUGUAAUCCUGCUGAUCAAGGCGGAGUGUGUUCAUCUGUACUGCAACCCUAUGAACUACAGUUACCUGUUGCCCUACGUGUCCCACUGGAGGAACCUGCAACUCUACUGCAUGACAGAGGCGGAGUAUGAAGAUGAGGAAGCAGCAGAGGAAUUCAAAAUUUCCAGUUUUGUGACGAUGGUGCAGGACUGUUAUCGUAUCGGAGUCCCUUACAGCUCCCAGGGACACAUCCAGAGGUUUGAUAUGUUUAUGAUGGAAAAGUGGCCCCUGAUUCAAGCGUUUGCCCUGGAAGGCAUCGGUGGAGGAAGCUUUUUUACCAUGAAAUACAAGCUGAUGGACAUGAGUGAGAACCUGUGGCAGGUUUACAACAGACUCGACCCAGUGUCCCUGGAUAGUCUCCUCACAGAGGACUUGGUUAGCUUUGAGAAGCAGUGGAGUGGCUUUUUCUCCAGCAUGGACCUGGAGAACCAUCUGUCCAUCCUGGAGCUAUCUGAAGCUCAGGCAGGAGAGGCUUUCCGUACUUAUUACUCUCAUGGACUGAUCUCAAGCAACAUCACUGAUAAAAGUCAAAGCCAGCAGCCCUUUGUGUUGUUUGGGAAGCAUUCAUCUUUAGACGAUUUGGAGAGUUAUUCGUUCAACUUUCCCUCAGAGAGUCAUCAAGUCCGCAACACAGGACCUCCGGGUUCUACAGCCAGACACAUGAUUCUGCAGUGUGUGGCUCCCAAAGGACCCCUAGCCUGCUCUCGAACCUAUUUCUUCGGCACCACCCACACUCCGUACCUUGGAAAUCACAACACGGAGCAAAAGAAAACAGAAGUCUUACUUUUGUCACAGAUUUAUUUAGCUGCUGUUCAAGCAGUCCUGUCAGGAAUCAAAUGCUUCUCCUGCAGCUCCAGCGCUGCCAAGGCUAAGGAUGUAGCAGAGAACACCUUCCUAUUGGCUUUGGACUCAAUGAAUUUAAGUCAGUACCGCAGUUCUCUCAGGUCCAAAUGUGACUUCAGCAUUAAAGCAGUGAAUAACCAAGGAAAGAUCAUUCCUCUGACUGAUGAAGACAGCCGCUAUGUACUAAAAACAGCCUCCAUGACUGUCCAUGACAUCACAGACCUGCAGUGGCACAGGGGCGACCUUGGCUCUGUGGUCUUCUCUGAAUCCUUCUUGGAGUCGAGUAUCAACAUUCAACAGAAAGAUGGCACUGUGUCCUCAGACAGCUGCUACACCAUCCUGACUACAACCGUUCCUCGAUAUGCCUGCUGGCUGAUGGAAUCUGACGUAAAGCAAUCUGAACAAGCCCAACAUCUUGCUAAGAAAGAGGAAGGCACUUGUUUGGGAACGGCUCUGACUGUAGCAGAUGCUGCGUAUGUGUUCUCCAGCGGCCAGCUCUCUACACCUGAAGAAGGGAAAAUCAUUUUCUUCUCUGAGGGACUGCUGUUUAUCCAUUCUCAGUAUGGAAGCAUUACCCUCUCCAAGGAUCACAUCAGCACCAUCAAGUUCUAUGAUCCGGACUCCAGUGCUGUGGCGUCUCUCCUGGUGGAGUAUAAGAGCAGCCUGCUCCCCCACCUUCCCUUCCCUCUCCACAGUGCUGACUGUUGUCUGGUGUUUGCUCUUCAGCCCAGGUCUAAGAGCCACAGGGCCUUCUAUUCCAAGGUUUUGUCAGUGUGGAAGAACUCUGAAUCUGGACUCACUCUGCAAAUGGUGGACCAAAAGCACCUGACCUGGAACCAGAGAAACAUGCACAGCAGACUGCAGAAGCUGCACGACAGUCAGGAGCCACCGGUGGCCAAACGCAGAGGCAGCCUGAAGACCUCAUACUCCCAGCUGCCAGAGCAGGACAUGUUUCUUCAGCACUUUGCCUUGAGCAGUAUCGGUCAGGAGCCCAUUCUGUACGACCACCUGGGGGUGCUCUUCCCCUCUGCACAGUUGAGGAAUCCAGUCCACAGUCUGGGAGACAAGGUUGUCAUCACCAUCAUCACGGGAUUACCAGGAAGCCACAAGGCGAGACUCUGCAACUUCUUGGUCCAGUUGAACAAGGAACAGGGAAGGUGGGUGGUGUACAAGCCUGAUCCUGACAGCUGUGACGGCUUCUCAGCCUCUCACCUGCAGCAGUAUUUGUCCAGCUUCCUGGAGAGCCAGAGAGGCCCAGGAGGCAAACCCCGUCUGUUGGUGCUCUCACCUGGAUACACUGAUGUUCUGGACGUGGUCCAGGCUGUGCUUUUCCACCCUGACCCAGUUGUCCAAGCGUGUUUCACCAUCGGCGCUGUCACUGCUUGUGUGGACCCCCUCGCCUCCUGUGUGGAGCACAGGUUUGCGUUUCCUAAGCUGUUGGAGCAGUGCAACCAAGGUAUUGUGAGUACAGUGGUGUUCACGGGGCUGACAGCAGAGCAGAAGCACCCUCUCCUGCAGCAUGUUCAGCAGUUGGUACGCUCUGCCAACCCCACCGCAGCCUUCAUACUGGCAGAGAGAGGAGCUGUCACCAGGAAUGAAGAUGUGAACCUGAUAUUUUCUGAUAGCAGCUUCAACGAGCCGCAGAUGCUGAGAGCACGUUAUGUCCUCUACCCCGGAUGGUGCAAAGGGCGCUUCUUCUCCGGUGCAGGGUCUCUGGUCCUCACCCAGCAGCGCGUGGCUUUCAAGCGGCCCCUCGAGAGGCCUCUAUUUGUCACCCGCUGUAAAGCACUCAAGUCAUCACUAAGGCCGCGCCCCUUCCGAGGAAAUGUUUACAACGUUUGGGGAAAAGUCCGAUUCUCUGACUCAGACCAGCUGAUGGAGGUGAGCUACAACACAGUGAGUAGGAGCCUGAGCAUUGCUCCAGACCGGAGCGUUGACCCUCUGACCCCGGGCCCCAAAGAGACCAACGCGCCCUGCUUCCUGAUCUUCGAUGGUGUUGGCCUCACUGAGGAGGGGCUGAAGGACUGGCUCAGACAGUGUGCCAAGCAGAGGCAGACGCAGAAGCCCAAGAGGACUAAAAAUACUCUUUCACCACAAGAAACCAAGAGCAUACAUAUGACGAGGCACCUGGACCCCCUCCCACCAGGCUACUUCUACAACGGUUAUCAAUAUGUUGACAUCUUUGGAGAGAAGAUGAACCUCCAUCCCUACAUGGAAGAGUUUAUUAAGGAGUACCUCACCGAGGCCAACAAAGAGGUCGAGCUAUUCAACCACCAGCUGGAGUUGCAGGGACAGCCUGAUCUGUUCGAUCCAUGAUAGAAUCUGUGUGCAUGUCCACUGUCUCCAUCUGUCUUGUAUAACUCUGAGGGAACCACAAUGGGAGGGACCGGGAGGGCACAGGGUUUAUGUACUGAACACUCCACUACAAUGGUCAAUGUGUGGUCACACCACAUGCAGCUUCCGCUAAAACAUUCAUUAUCUAUGUCCUAUGUCCUAUGUCCUCGUGUGGGGGCAUGAAAAGGUUGAGUGCAGAUAAGCUUUCAAACAAUGACAUUAACCAUGAAAAGCAGUCGUGUUGUUGUGGCUGUGUCCUUACACUGCUCACUGUACAGUGAGGCAUCACCUCCAUCAAAUGGAAGUGAGUCAUUGACGUGGGUCACUUGUGUUGAUUCACGUUUGUCAAGAGAUGAGACUUUUGCUCACAACUGCAGACGAAUGUGAAACAUAACGCAACACAACACUCCAUCUUUAAACCGAUGUGAUUACGCCACUAAGCCUGCGAGCUCUGAGACUUUCACAAUUCAAGGGAAUUUCCAAGCGCACACUCCUGCAGCUUGUGCGUUUCUGUUUAUCACAGUUGGCAAAUUAAUGCCUCUAUUUCUGGAAAGGCAUGGAUAGCCGUGUGAUUCUGGUGGGCUCCCUGGUGGGGUUUCUCAAGAAUCGCUCCUCCUCUGUUGUCACCCAAUCCCUGGCCCACCUGUUGUCUUGUCUGCGUGCCACGCUGCAGCAGAGGGAGCGCUUGGCCUUAGAGCUGUAAACACUGGACAGCCUGUUGGCCGCAGACAACUGAUGAAUGAUGCCAUUAAUCACAUAGCUAAACGCCAUCCCUGUGCUUUAUUUAAAGACUCCUGAAGUGAAUCUAAUGAAAGUGAUGUAAAGCAGCAGCGGAGUGUCGUAGUUCUAGAACCGCUAAGGAAAGCUUGAAGGAACACAUGGUUACAUGUCCGACAGAAAGUUUCCCUCAAAGCACGGUUCUAGGGACACCAGGGAGACACACAGUGGAGCUGAGCCUCACUGCAGCCACGUGUGCGCCACUCAUUUCAUCAUUUUGGUCAAUAUGUUCAUUUGUUGAUGGCGUGAACAUUCCCGUGUUUAGUUUGGUUUUGAUAUUUUGGGUCACUGCUUUGGGUAGGACAAGGGGGAAAGAAAUGAUCUGGGAAAUCCUAGAUUGAGUUUACUGUGUUGGGUAAACAUGAGUAGUGACGUUGCAGAGAAUGAGACUUUAUGUCUUGUUUAAGUGAGUUGUGAUGCUACUGCUUGUUCGUGUGUCACACUAAUGUUCUGUGCAUGACUUCCUCUUGUCAGGGUUCCUACACAGAUUUGAAAUGUGUUUGAUAAGCUGUCAGUUAGUUCUGUGUAGUUGUUGUUGUUUCUACAGCUGCAUAUGUGGUUCGUAAAAGACCGACUUCAACUUUUAAAUUGCGAUAUCUAACCAAACCAGCAUUUCAAAGUAAAAGCGUGCUCAUGUAGAAGUUGAUAAUGCGUAGGAACCCUGCUACAAUCUCUGGAGAUGUGUUGGCUUUUAUUCAUUAUGGGGUCAGCAGUGUUGCAUGCAGACUCGUUAACAAUCUUUGGGUCAAGUGGUGCUAAAUUUGUCUUGAUAUUUAAUACUGACAAAGGGACAUUUAAGUGCACAUAGAUGUGUGCACAUACGGCUGCUCCAGUACGAUAUUUAUGGUGUUGGUCUUUGUACACUGGAGCAGAGACAUCGCCUGCGUUCACUAAUGAGGACUCUUGAGGUUCUUACAUGUCGGAUAAGAGAGGAAGGGUGUUUUUGCAAAGAGCAUAUUUUAAGUCUAUAAUCUAAUUCCUUAGCAGAGGGGGGGGGGUGCUAGUGUGGUGAACACUUAUUAAAUGCUUCUUAUCUAAGAUAUUUUUAGAUCAGUGGUGACCUUAGUUUAUUUCCAGUUGCUGACUGUCAUGUUUUACACGCCUGCCUGUCAGCGCCGUCGACAGCCAGUGAACAGAAUCAAUAAUUAGUUUACAGCUGGCCGACAAACAAAGAGUGAUAACAUUGUUAGCAAGUUAUUUUCCCCCCAGAUGACCUGCGAGUAUCUGUGCAGAGUCAAACAAUCCUGAACCGGAACUCAACCUGACACUGCUGGCCCCGUCCGUCCACUUUGAUCUGAAUAAGCCAUAAGCAUCUCGUGCUCGAUGUGCCACUGUCUUUUAGAAGAAGAAUACGAUGCAUAGAAAUCCGAUAUGCCUCUAACGUGUGUUACCCUGGCAUGUUCCAGCCAGCUGAAGAGGGGCUCACCCCACGCUACUCAUUCCAUUAACUCCUCUCUUCCACUCCUGCUCUUACUCUAUAAAAGAAGUGUGUUUUUAUAUAUUGUACUUACAGUACCCUCACACGGCUCUUUAAGGACAGACCAAGGCUAAAUGCUCCGUCUCUCGCAGCUCGUAUUCUGCGCUCCGCUGGCUUUGAGUGCUCGUAGCUGUGAAACACAAUGAGAUGCCACCUGAAGAAAAAAAAAGCUUUACUUCUGUUUACAAAUUACAGAUAGUCUGUAAUGCAAACAGAUUACAAUGUCUUUUAUUUUUAAGUGGAGCAUUAAAUUAUGUUACAUAAAUCCUUUUUUGACAAAAUGAUAACUGUUUAAGCCUGAUCCUCUUUGUAGUGUUUCAGGGAUGCACUCAAAGCAACAGUUGUUGUCUCUCUGUAGUUGCAUAAUCCUGCAGAGAGUUACCUUGAUUGACAGUGAAAUAGUUGCGAGCUGAUGUACGGGAGGCUGAAGGCUCCACAAACCUGCUACACGUGUCGACGAGCAGACACACAGGAAGUAUAAUUGGCCGAGAGAUUAAAGAAGUAGUCCUUAAAGAGCGGAGGGUUAUGUAAGAUGUUUGUGAUAUUGAGAUCAAAUGACCUCUAACACGUAUACACUCUUUUGCAUGUGUUGAGAUGUUAUGUGAAUAUGAUGUCACAUAUAUCCUGACAGAAUUGCCUUUCACCAAACUGGUACAACAAAGAGAAAAAGAAAUCACAUUUAUUUUACGUAUCUGCUAAGAAUUUGAAUUACCUCGAAAUGACAAAUAGUAUUUUUGUAAGACUGUGAAUUGAACGUUCUAGAUGCAAAACGUCUCAUCUCGCACAAGCUACAAAAGAGCAAAAGCAGAUGCAAUUUUUUUGUAGAAAACAAAAGUGGCAGAGAAUCUGAUUGGGCGUGAGACGUCAGGUUCCUCUGAUCCAGCAGUGCCUUGGCUACGGCUGAGAGAAGCAGAGAUUAAAGCUCCGUCCCUCUCCCUGUCGCAGGGGAAGGAAGUGUUGUCAGGCGAGGAUCCGUCCUUCAACAGUGUUGGUGAAAGGAAUCCAUAGAGUCGUUCUUUAAAGCAAUGUGUUUUUUCUAAGUCAGAGGGUAAGGUAGGGGAGGUCACACACGGGGAGGCCGCAGGAGGGCUCCGGGCGAUUCAGGUAUUCUCACAAACUAACCAAAAAAGCGUUGGAUUACGGGCUGGGUACCACAGAGAGUACUGGAACCAGCACAGUUUGGAUACUUCAAAUGUAUUUACACUCGCAGUGGAAAAACAAAAAGGAUUGAGUUUGUUGGGUGCCCCCUACUUAUUGCACAUUGGGGGCCCAAAGAGCCCUCCCCAAGCCUCUCGGUGUGACUGCUACGCAGCUCUCUGUCCAGAGCACCUGGUGUCUUCAUCCUGUAUGUGGAGGCGAGCCAUGUUGUAGCUGAAGUUAUAGGACAAAAACAAAGUUUGGUGUUAAUUGGUUUUAUACGAAGGGGGGGGGGGGGGAUGUUGUGUUCUUGUACUGCGAUGUGAUAACGCAGUGUGAGAGGGGUUUUUUGUUCUUUUCUAGUUUUGAAGUUUGGCUCCAGUGUUCAAAAGGGCCAACUGUGUGGAAUUGAUGCACUUCUUGAAGAAGUGAAUAUUUUUAAGGUAUUUUUGUGCUUAUUGGAGAAUUCGGCUUGGAAAUGGAUUUUUAACUGUCCAAAUAUUUCUCCGGCCUCAGGGGACUGUUGAUACUAAUUGUUUGGGCUGUUCUGUCCUAUUGAGGUUAAAAGGGAAUCACAGGCUCUUCACCCCUCAGUCUGCACAGACAGCGAGAGGAAUUUGCUCAGGUGUACUUAUUAUUUCAUACCUGAGAUUACAUAUUUGCCCUAUAAAGCUCACGUGUCGUAGAAGAAGAUGGGGGUGAAAUUGUGGUUAAUAUCUUCUGUCUAUAGCAACACACUGGCUGGCCGCACUGUCGUGCACAAAAAAAAGGAUGUUGUUAUUCGUGUCAAGUAACGGCAACGAUUCAAGUUGGGAGGUGUUUGAUGUCUUCACGGCAGAAUUAGAUCUGGGGAAGAAUAAAAAAAAGCAAAGGGCUCAUUGCUUGUCCCGUAUCUACAGGCCGCACAAAGUAAAACAACUUCUGAUGGUCUCUAUUGUAAUGAGGGGGGGGGGGAUCUGAAGUGCCAAACUGACUUCCACAUUUUGUUUUGAGGGUGUUCACAGAAAGUGAGCAAAACUGAAUUGCAUUUGCACAAAACUACUGUAACUUGUGUUUUUCUCCUGUGACUGAUGCUUUUAUAAUCUAACUGUUGUUUUUAAUGCACCUCGUAAUCCAUUAAAUAUUUAUAUGGUUGAUCA